UCUUCUUUUCCUUUGACGAAAAUGCCAUUACCUUUCUUACAUUAUCCCCACUCCACCCCGUCUCCUCCCAGCGUAGCCGCUCUCUUUGCUUCCAGCCACCUCCACAGCUAAGCUCUCAAGAAACUCCACUCUCCCUUUUUAUAUUUUCCCUUCAAACUUCCACACCCGGAUUUUUUUUUUUCCUGCCUUUUUGGACCUAUUUCUCUCUGUUUCUGGCCGCGACAUUGAGAGCAAGGAGGUAAAAAGGAAGAGGAGCAAAAUGGGAAUGGGAACUAGCAUCUUUAUCAUCAGAUGGAUCAAUUUUCUCACCAUGCUUCUAGCUAUUCUUGUCGUAAUAUUUGGGAUAUGGAUGGGCACGCACCAUGACGGCUGUCGAAAAUCUCUUACUCUUCCUGUUAUGGGACUUGGUGGAUUCAUCUUUGUGGUGUCUAUAGUUGGUUUUUUUGGUGCUCUUAAGAACAGUUCCAUAUUGCUGUGGAUUUAUUUGAUCAUGCUGUGCAUUACGUUGGUGGGGAUUCUGGUGUUUACGGUGCUGGCGUAAGUAUAUGUUUCUGAAGUAGAUUCAUUAUCAAACCCAUGAUUGCAACCCUUCUCAUGUUUCUAAACUUUAACAUAUUGAAAAAAAUUACAUUGCUUUCUCACAUGUCCUAUUUGAAUAUGUUCUACUAGGUAAAAUUUACGACUUAUGUUUCUAUGUUUUGUGUACUUGUCAAACGAUUCCUUUGAUGCAUUAUGUCGGGAUGCCUUCUAAAUAAGAUUGAGAUGAGUGAAAGAAGGAG
Molecule: messenger RNA, 779 nt
Organism: Cucurbita pepo subsp. pepo (vegetable marrow)
Lineage: Eukaryota; Viridiplantae; Streptophyta; Magnoliopsida; Cucurbitales; Cucurbitaceae
Source: RefSeq, a predicted model, not a curated record